CUUCACCUAGUCUGUCAUAUGAUACAGCAUCUUCGCAUAAAGUUGUACGAUCUUCUUCUUAUGGGCCACUUGAUAAUUAUGUAAUUCGACUAUUGUCAAAACAAGAUAAAGAAACAUUUGAGAUUCUUUUGCUAAGAUUAACACUUCCAGACCAUAGAAUUCUUGGUGAACAAAUUUUAAAUGCUGCUGUUUCUAAACAAAAUGAAACAAUGCUCAAUGAACUCUGUCAAGAUAAAAUUGUUAUUAUAUUAUCAUUUGACGGAUGGACGAAUGUGAAGAAUGAGCAAUUAUUAGGUAUAAUGAUUACUACUUCAGAAGGCAACCUACAUGUAUGGAAGGCAAUCGAUAUUAGCCUGAAAAGAAAAUUGUAUAUUGAAGUAAUUGAAAAAACCAAAGCGAUGAUAAAUGAGUUAAAAAAUAUGGAAACGAUCUUGCGAAUCGCUUCUAAGGGCGCCCCAGGUACAACAAUGAAACCCCUAGAAACAAACGAGGGGGUCGAGAGUAAAGGCGAGGUUGUGUCUCUGGAGAAUGAAG
Molecule: messenger RNA, 534 nt
Organism: Dentiscutata erythropus
Lineage: Eukaryota; Fungi; Glomeromycota; Glomeromycetes; Diversisporales; Gigasporaceae
Source: the annotation of a GenBank genome assembly